Molecule: messenger RNA, 5245 nt
Organism: Pieris rapae (cabbage white)
Lineage: Eukaryota; Metazoa; Arthropoda; Insecta; Lepidoptera; Pieridae
Product: ubiquitin carboxyl-terminal hydrolase 2
Exons: 14
Coding region: 338-2923 (861 amino acids)
Biological process (GO): protein deubiquitination
Cellular component (GO): cytoplasm
Molecular function (GO): cysteine-type deubiquitinase activity
Source: RefSeq, a predicted model, not a curated record
GCGAAGGACUAAAAUCCUUGAAGAAUUUGAAGCGGAAGUCAAGCAAUAGGUAGGAUUGCCUUGCCAAUUGGAGUGACGUCACUCAAAUGGAGCCUGCUUUUCUAAAAUUACAAGAGCGAUCAAGAAAAAUCUAAUACGGACGUUUACGGUCCAUUUUCCAUCAAUUUUACAAAACGAAAGUGACUGGAGAAGUGUGUGUGUGCUAUAAAUCUAGUUCCACCGAACUGUGAAGAUAGCAUAAAUAUUUUUUUUAAUUUAGUUACAGUUGCGAAGAUUCCUUCAUUUAUUGUCCAAAUGAAAAUGCAAAGACAGCGCCCACCAAGAAUCAAAUAGAAAAAUGCCUGUUGUGUCUCAAUCCCGUUUUACCCCCACGUCCUCCCCCAUUACGGGGUGCAGAUCUUCCCUCACAUCCUCUUUAGACAACCCCUACUACCGCAGUAGUGAAACAUAUGUCACCUCAACUCUACGCCGUAGUUAUGGAGAUCGAACUACCGAAAUUAGAUCUAAAUAUUCAGACAUUGACGGCAAGAGGGAAAGAAAAACCUCGCUGGUGGAGUAUUCGAGGACAUCUAGAGCACCAAGUGUGACAGACUCGGAUAGCGGGAUUUCGAGAUAUAGAACAGAAAGGAGUGAAUCUAGAUCUAGAGAUGUGUCCACUACGAGGAGCGAAAGCAGCAGAACAAAUGAUGUCAACAGGAAAAGAAGGGACGUCCUCAGCUCGGCGGCUCUUGCUAUGUCGACCGCUGAGCUCUACAACAAAUACUCGCCUGCAAACUAUGUGCCGCUAACACAACGGAUUCAGAAAGAGUACGAGAUUUCAAGAUCUAAGUCCAUUUCGAACGAUAUAGGCCGCCCUCCCGCUUCCGAGUUAAGAAUACGAAAGCCGAGGACGGCUACCAUAUCCGAGAAACCGGAAGGCAGAAGAUACAAAGAAACAUCACCUACCCACCCACCAAUGUACAGCAAGCGAAAUUCUAUGACCAACGGCAUAAAAGAUAGCAAUGGAAACGAAGUGCCAUCCGUUUCAGAAAUACGAAAGAGAUUCGACCCAAAAAUGACAGUCACCAAACUACCUGUAAACGAUCCCAAAUACACCAACAACACGGUCGAGCAAUACCUUAAUAAACUCAAAGAUUGCGAAAAUGGAACGAGCGGAUAUACCAAAUUCAACUCGAAAGAAGUUGAACCUGUCCCAAUACAUUUGCCAAGCGAAAAGAAUGGCAGAUACGAAUCACCAACAAAACUAUCGGAUAUAACCAUUACCAAGACUAUAUCUGAACCAGUGUCUUUAGCGAAACCGUCCUUAGACAAAUCUAUGAUAUGUACCUCGCUUACAAAAACCGAUAAGCUGGCCAGUAUUAAGAGUCAACUAGACCCUAAUAACCCAAUCGGGAAGAUUUUAGAAAGAUCAACGGUUAUACAAACGGAGAAUGGAGACGUAGAAGAUAAGAGAAGUAGCCCUGAAGUUAGGAAUUUGAAGAACGAUAUAGAAAAGCAAGUAAAAACGCCGAAACAUACGUCGAAUUUCGCAUCCUAUAUACAGGUUUCACAGCCGGUUGCUUCGGGACUUUCCCCGAAAGCAGAUAAAAAGAAGAUUAAGUACAUCGAUACAGAACUAGAAGAAUCGCCGACUGGUUUUGAGAAUAAGACCUUUGAACACGAGAAUUACUUGAAAAAAAGAUCGGAAAAGUUGGAAGAUGGAAUUAACUCUAUGGAAACUAGUACUGAGAGCACGAUCAGUGAGCCGACUGAUUCUAGUUCAGAAACGCCACCGGCCCGAAGGAGGAUCUUGGAGAAAGACUAUGAUGAUAUCAAAACGGAGUUGGCUGGGGGUAAAAGUGGACCGAGCGGCCUACGCAGAAGUAGCGAGCCGCAGACAGACCAACAUUCUACUGCUAGUGGACUCAAUGGUCUCCGCAACAUCGGCAACACCUGCUUCAUGAACAGCGUGUUCCAAUGUCUGUCGAACACUCGCCCGCUGCUCGAAUACGUGUCGGAUGACAAGUACACGGCCGACAUUAACACCACGCUCAGCUGUAUGAAGGGCGCGUUGAUUAAGGCGUUCGCUAGCGUUAUUAAAGAGCUGUGGCGCAGUGGUGAGCGCGACACCGUCGUCAACACGACGUCGCUCAAGUCUCAGGUUCAACGUUUCGCGCCUCGGUUCAUGGGAUACAGUCAGCAGGACGCACAGGAGUUUCUGCGGUACCUCCUCGAAGGUCUUCACGAAGAUGUGAACCGAGUGACAAUCAAACCCAAACCGAUUUUAACUGAGAUCGACGACAGUUUGAGCGACGCAGCAAAGGCGGCGGAGGCCUGGAACCGCUACCUCCGCAUGGAGGACAGCCGAGUGGGAGACAUCUUCGUGGGCCAACUGAAGUCCACGCUGCGGUGCACCCACUGCAAACACGACAGCGUCACCUUCGACCCCUUUUGGGAUUUGAGUUUGCCGAUCCCGUCUCGCACGGGCAAUCUCAAGUUGCAGCAAUGCCUUCAGCACUUUGUCAAAGAGGAGGAGUUGGAUGGAGAUGAGAAACCGACGUGUUCAAAAUGCGGAGUGAGACGGAAGUGUCUCAAAUGGUUCACGGUCCAGAAGUUCCCUCAAGUCCUGGUGCUGCAUCUUAAGCGUUUCUCCCCCACCGAGCGGUUCCGGGGCAAGCUCAGCGUGGUGGUGGAGUUCCCUCUGACCGGCCUCGACAUGUCUCCUCUCGCGGCCAACAAGACCAGCUCGGCCGUCUACAACCUCUACGCCGUCAGCAACCAUUCGGGCACCACUUACUCCGGCCACUACACGGCGUACUGCAAGCACCCGUACACCGGGGACUGGCACGAGUAUAACGACUCCAGAGUGUCCCCGAUUAAGCCCCGCGACGUGGUGUCGUCGGAGGCCUACGUGCUGUUCUACGAGUUGGCCUCCUCCACGUAGCGAACGCCCUGUGAGUUCUUCAUUCUGUGUAACUCUCGUGCCGAGGUUGAGUCUCUACUGAGGCAAAAGUCUCCGUCUGUGGCCUCGAGAGGAGAGCUUCAUCUAACAGAUGGGAUGACGCAGACGAAUGUGUUUCCAGAAUGGAGUGCCGCGAAGGCGACGGCGGUCGUUUGUCCUCGAGUCUGCCGUCUGCUGUGAACAAACUAACAUUACACGUGUACCACACGCGACCGAGCUUUUGUGGACGGAUAGAUUUAGAUCAAUAUGCCCCAAACGAUCCGACGAUUCCGGAUUGGAACCGUUCGGUGACCGUGGAAUAGUUUUAUCGCUGGAAUCGUCGGUCUCUUCAGACACCUAAUAGUCAUCGUGUGACAGUUCUCAUGUACAAAACGGCUGCCUUAUUAAGUAGCGGAUAGAAACGGAUGAACAAAUAGUGAUAGAAGUUAGUCGUAGAGGUCGCUUUCCCGUCGGCAAGAGACGAUUACAUUGAAACCUUGUUUCCUUUGAGUUUUGCGUAUACGCGUCGCGAAAGCGUUCGUCGUGUGUCGUACACGUUCGUCGUGCCUAAUCAUUUAAACGGGGCGUUGCUGAUGUUUCGAAGGUACAUUGUACGCAAUGCUCGUUCGACGUACCUUCCAAAUAUUAUCGAAACAGCCCGUACAGUGCUUAUUUAUUAAUUUAGGUUAAAUGUAAAUAUAUCAUCGCGCCGUGUCAUUGUUUUUUUAUAGAAUUUUGCAUUUCGUUGCGUCAAUUUGUAUCAAACGGCGAUUGCAAAAUUCUACUUACAAAUGAACGUUCGUAAUUCACCAAAUCAUUUAUGGAUUUUUGGUUAUGUGAAAUCAGAGUCAGACGUUAAAUGGACGCGCGUCUAAAAUUAAAUAAUCCGUCCAAUAUGUAUAUUAUAUUAUAUACACGUAUGGAAAACCAAAUGUUCGUAUUUUGACGUGUCUCGUGAUCUUAUCUCAAUUUGGGCAUCGUUUAAAAUGUCUAUACUUACUAAAAUUAGUUAAAUAUUACUUGAAAAUGGAUAUUAGCUUAAUUUCCUUUCUACUAGAGUGUAUCAAAACUCUUGACAUUGUAUAUUAUUUGAACCUCCAAUAUAAUUAGUCUAACAUUUAGACGCGCGUUUAUGUUGUAACAAUAUAUAAUACGUGAGUUAGAGGCGAAAGGAGAAAAUCUGGAAGAAAUAAUAUAUAAAAAUAUUUCACGAUUUUGAUAAUCCAAAGGUGCUUCUGGCCAUUAUCACCGGCUCAACGGUUACCUUUAACGAAAUCACUAUGAGUACAUACGGGAUUAUAUUAUUAUAAUUAAAGCAUUUAAAUAUUGUAUAUUGUUACAUGCGUAAUUCAAAUUUAACCACAGAAAUAACAUUUUGGUUGAGAUCCUAAUGAGAAGAGGAACUCUGGGAAAAUGUCAAUGUCGACUGUCAGUUGUGUGACGUUUGGCCGUCAAAGUUGACACUCGACGCCCGGUUCGUUAAGUUUAGUCCUGUUUCUCGAAAUCGCAUCACGAUCUUGAAUACUCGUAGCUCUACACUUUUAUGUUACCCUAAUGAUAGAGAUAGAUAGCGAAAGUGGUUCGAAGAGGUGAAACUUUAACCCAACCAACCGAUUUCCAUCGACCGGCCAUCGGCAAUCUAACUGGAACGGAGACGGCGCAAGUUUUAAUCCUACUAAAAAUUGGGAAAUGAUAAAAUACGAUGUUCGUCUCCGCUGCUUGCGGGUGACGAGUACUAUUUGUCGUGUAUUGGCCGGAACGAUGGCCGUCAGUUUAAUGUAAGUCGGUAAGCGCCUGCGUGAUUGUUUUUCUGUUUAUUUAUGUUUUGUAAUUCUAUUAAUUGUUGAUCGUUUUAAUGAUUUUGGGGACUUCAAUAAGUUUAAACUAAUGUCGGUGCCCGUUAGGAUUAAUUGUUUGUUGUCUUUGCAAAGUUUAUCAUCUCAGCCUAGCGCGAGUUUUAUUUAACUACAUUCUAAUCGUCUCGAAUAUACUUCUUUUAUGUGCUUACGGUAAUCUCCAUUUCGAGAGAAUCGACAUACAUUCGUGCACAUUCAAAAUACAUUUUAAAUGCAUUGAAUGUGUUGUUCUUGUCCAGGUUUAAUUGAAAGCUUCGGUUUAAGUACGGUAAAACUCACGCCAGGGUCGUAAGUUGGGGUCCCCAAAGUUGCAAAAGAAUCUUACUUAGCCAAAGAUUGUUACGAAUGCUGUAUUAAUAAUAAUUUAUUGUUCAUUUUUGAAAUCGCUGGGCUCCGGUCCAUUAUUGUAUAAUACAUAACAGAUUAUAUAGAUAUAUAUUAAUAUUAUAUAAAUGAGUAAAUUAUUUAA